Lichtheimia ornata is the source of this 1338-nucleotide messenger RNA. RefSeq lists its product as uncharacterized. NCBI's taxonomy places the organism in Eukaryota, Fungi, Mucoromycota, Mucoromycetes, Mucorales, Lichtheimiaceae. The record is from RefSeq and is a predicted model, not a curated record. The transcript is spliced from 7 exons. Gene Ontology annotation, molecular function: magnesium ion transmembrane transporter activity. Bases 1 to 1338 code for a protein of 445 amino acids. Gene Ontology annotation, biological process: magnesium ion transport. Gene Ontology annotation, cellular component: membrane.
AUGAGUGAACCCACCAAUUCGACAACCGAUCCCUUUGCUUCCGGUACAUCCGAUGCCCACGGAUCGCUAUACAAGGCCAUUGGUCUCUCGCUUGCCAUUGGAAGCAGUCUAUUUAUCGGCAGCAGUUUUGUAUUCAAGAAAAAGGGGUUAUUACAAUCCAUGGGAAGAACAGGACGCAGCGCUGGAGAGGGCUAUGGAUAUCUGAAAAAUGUCAUGUGGUGGGCUGGCAUGAUUCUGAUGAUUGUCGGCGAGCUUUGCAAUUUCGUGGCAUAUUCAUUUGCACCGGCUAUUCUUGUAACUCCUUUAGGUGCGUUGAGUGUAGUCAUCAGUGCAGUACUGUCAUCCUUUUUCCUCAGGGAACGUCUCAAUUUUCAAGGCAAAGUUGGCUGUGUACAAUGCAUUUUGGGCGCAGUGGUUAUUGUGUUACAUGCACCUGAAGAAGGCACAACGGAUACAACAAUCGAGAAUUUCAAGCGUUUGAUGCUAUCAGUGGGAUUCCUUGUUUAUGCAGGCAUUGCAGUGGUCGUAUCCCUGGUACUAGUGUUUUACUGCGGACCUAGAUGGGGCAAAACCAACAUGCUCGUUUACAUUGGCGUAUGUUCAUGGAUCGGUUCCCUAUCAGUCGUCUUUACACAAGGUCUCGGUUCAGCCAUUGUGCAUUCAUUCACGAUCGAAAAUCAAUUCACCAAUUGGUUCAUUUAUCUUGUCCUCGCUCUCACAGUGGUGACAUUGGUGCUUGAAAUUGUAUAUCUCAACAAGGCACUUAAUAUUUUCAAUACGGCUGUCGUUACACCCACCUAUUACGUGCUCUUUACCACACUCACCAUUGUAAGCGCUACGGUCCUCUAUCGCGGCUUUGAUGCAUCAGGCGUUGAUAUCACCACUUGCGUAUUUGGCUUCUUGGUGAUUUGUUCGGGUGUUGCAUUACUCCAUUACUCACGAAGCGGCAACGACUUGGAUGAUGGUGCUAGCAGCAUUGAUAGCCGACGUAAGAGUUUGCUUCAUACAUUUAUGAGCGAAAAGGUGUCAUAUGAAGAUCGCCACAGCAUGGAUCAGGUGCAUGAGAUAAGGAGCUUUCACGAUGACGAGGAAAAUCACAUGAAUCCUUUCAGGACACCGGAUACAUUGACUGUGAAUGAAAAAGAACAUGCGGCAGUGCAUUCGACAUCAUUGGAGACGAUUGAUAUCCAACCCAUUGACCCUCCUCCAUCAGCUAAAGGCCAUAGGGCACAGGAUGCUAUGGAUCCUCUCAGCGCAUUUCGUAUGGGAUUACAUCGUGAUAACGAUGAAGACAACAAAGGAUUUGUUGCAAGUAAUAGUAGCCAUUCUCCUCAUUGA